Molecule: messenger RNA, 2980 nt
Organism: Physeter macrocephalus (sperm whale)
Lineage: Eukaryota; Metazoa; Chordata; Mammalia; Artiodactyla; Physeteridae
Product: unconventional myosin-Ic
Exons: 14
Coding region: 82-1659 (525 amino acids)
Biological process (GO): actin filament organization; vesicle transport along actin filament
Cellular component (GO): actin cytoskeleton; myosin complex; plasma membrane
Molecular function (GO): actin filament binding; ATP binding; microfilament motor activity
Source: RefSeq, a predicted model, not a curated record
GCCAGAACCAGCGGGCGGGCAGGCAGACGGGCUUUUGCUCAGAGGCCCCAGCGCUCAGCACGCUGGCUAUCCACAGACGGAAUGGCCCUGCAAGUGGAGCUGAUACCCACCGGGGAGAUCAUCCGUGUGGUUCAUCCCCACAGGCCCUGCAAGCUCGCCCUGGGCAGUGACGGGGUGCGGGUGACCAUGGAGAGUGCACUGACCGCCCGUGACCGGGUCGGGGUACAGGAUUUCGUGCUGCUGGAGAACUUCACCAGCGAGGCAGCCUUCAUCGAGAACCUGCGGCGACGCUUCCGGGAGAACCUCAUCUACACCUACAUUGGCCCUGUGCUGGUCUCUGUCAACCCCUACCGGGACCUGCAGAUCUACAGCCGGCAGCACAUGGAGCGUUACCGGGGCGUCAGCUUCUAUGAGGUGCCACCCCACCUGUUCGCGGUGGCUGACACUGCGUACCGGGCACUGCGCACGGAGCGCCGGGACCAGGCAGUGAUGAUCUCUGGGGAAAGCGGGGCAGGCAAGACAGAGGCCACCAAGCGGCUGCUGCAGUUCUAUGCUGAGACCUGCCCAGCCCCCGAGCGGGGCGGUGCCGUGCGUGACCGGCUGCUGCAGAGCAACCCCGUGCUGGAGGCCUUCGGAAAUGCCAAGACCCUCCGGAAUGAUAACUCCAGCAGGUUCGGGAAGUACAUGGAUGUGCAGUUUGACUUCAAGGGCGCCCCUGUGGGUGGCCACAUCCUCAGUUACCUCCUGGAGAAGUCCCGGGUGGUGCACCAGAAUCACGGGGAGAGGAACUUCCACAUCUUCUACCAGCUGCUGGAGGGGGGCGAGGAGGAGACACUGCGCAGGCUGGGCCUGGAACGGAACCCCCAGAGCUACCUGUACCUGGUGAAGGGCCAGUGUGCCAAAGUCUCCUCCAUCAACGACAAGAAUGAUUGGAAGGUUGUCAGGAAGGCUCUGACGGUCAUCGACUUCACCGAGGAUGAGGUGGAGGACCUGCUGAGCAUCGUGGCCAGUGUCCUGCAUCUGGGCAACAUCCACUUUGCUGCCGAUGAGGAGAGCAACGCCCAGGUCACCACCGAGAACCAGCUCAAGUAUCUGACCCGGCUCCUUGGUGUGGAAGGCUCAACGUUGCGGGAAGCCCUGACACACAGGAAGAUCAUCGCCAAGGGCGAAGAGCUCCUGAGCCCGCUAAACCUAGAACAGGCUGCGUACGCGCGAGACGCCCUCGCCAAGGCCGUGUACAGUCGCACCUUUACCUGGCUGGUCGCGAAGAUCAACAGGUCGCUGGCCUCCAAGGAUGCUGAGAGCCCCAGCUGGCGGAGCACCACAGUCCUCGGGCUCCUGGACAUUUAUGGCUUCGAAGUGUUUCAGAACAACAGCUUUGAGCAGUUCUGCAUCAAUUACUGCAAUGAGAAACUGCAGCAGCUCUUCAUUGAGCUCACCCUCAAGUCGGAACAGGAGGAGUAUGAGGCAGAGGGCAUCGCGUGGGAGCCUGUCCAGUAUUUCAACAACAAGAUCAUCUGUGACCUGGUGGAGGAGAAGUUCAAGGGCAUCAUCUCCAUUUUGGAUGAGGAGUGUCUGCGCCCCGGGGAGGCCACGGACCUGACCUUCCUGGAGAAGCUGGAGGACACCGUCAAGCACCAUCCACACUUCCUGACGUGAGUGGGCUUGUGGGGCUCUCCUGGGGCAGAGCCUGUGGAAGCCUGCAAUCCCCCCUAAUCAUUGAACACCAGUCACAAGGGGAUGACCAGAGGAGGCACUAAGUGAAGGACAGGCACACAGAGCCGCGGCUCCUAGUGCGUCCACAGAGUCACAGGCGAGGAGCACAGCUUCCUCCUUGUCCUUUUGAGAAUGAAACUUCCAAAGAUUUUCCUAGCUUCCUUAUUUGGAAAUUCCUUUAUAUUUAAGGAAUCCCCUAAAGCGGGGUGAGGGGAGAAAAGAAACAAGCCUCUCUGUUCCAGCUCUGCCCUGUGUAUUUUGAGUACAUCACCUCCUCUAAUCUGAAGUAACCCCUAGAGGAGGUUUUACUGAGGUUCAAAGAGGUGAAGCCAUUUGCCCGAGGUUAUCUCACAUCUAGUUAAGUCCAGAGCUGGGACUCAGGCCCAGGGCUGCAGAUUAGUUCCCCGACUAGGGAUCAAACCUGGGCCCUGGCAGUGAAAGUGCCAAGUCCUAACCACUGGACCGCCAGGGAAUUCCUGAGCAAGUUUUGCUUAAGAGAAUAUUAAAAACCUUUCUCUGGGGUGAGCGAGCAAGGGAACCUGUUGUUUGUUCUCGCUCCCCCCACCUGCUGUAGCAGGGGCCCCAAUAAAGCCUUGCCUGAAAAAAAAGAAAAAAAACUUUUUUUGGCUGUAAAAAUAAUGUCCCUCAUCAGAGAAAAGUUGGAACGUGUGCAAAAGCCACUUGUAAUCCUGUCACUUAGAGGUCACCACUGUUAAUAAUUGGAAACAUUUUCUUCCUGCCUUUUUCUAUACAUUUUUUUUUUUCGUAGUUGAGAACUUAUUGUGUGUAAGGUUCAGGAUGAUGUUAUAUCCUGAGUAUCUUCCUGUAUCAUCAAACAGAAAAAUUUCCUCAAAACAAUUCCUCCAGCGGCUCUAAAGCAGAUACUCUACUGCUCUCACCCAGCCUCUAGGGGCCCCGUCCAGCCUCCAGGUUUCUGCUGGGAAAAGAGGGCUGCCACGAAUAUCUAUCUCUGUGCCUUAAAUCUCUGCCUGGUCUCUCUGGUUAGUUGCUUGGAAUUGUUCUUAAAAGUAGAAAACGAGGGCUUCUCUGGUGGCGCAGUGGUUGAGAGUCUGCCUGCCGAUGCAGGGGACACGGGUUCGUGCCCCGGUCCGGGAAGAUCCCACAUGCCGCGGAGCGGCUAGGCCCGUGAGCCAUGGCCGCUGAGCCUGCACGUCCGGAGCCUGUGCUCCGCAACGGGAGAGGCCACGACAGUGAGAGGCCCGCGUACCCCAAAAAAAAAAAAAAAAAGUAGAAAACGGGCUAA